UGCCCCGUUGCUUGGUGUGCCUUGUGUUGAGUGCCCACAAGUCCGAUAUUAAUGUUGAGUAUAUUGGACGGUGUUGUGCGUAGCUGGGCCCCAACUUUAAACCGUUCACGAGAUAGACUUAGCCAGUAGAGAGCUGAUCGCAGACUUAACAGCAUCAAUUUCUGUGGCGGUUUCAUUAAUUAAUUGAUUAAUUAUUUAAUUAAGUAAUUAAUGCUAUUACCAUAAAUCUCCCCCUUUGCCUGCCAACUGGGUGAGGUGGAAAAAAAUCGCGUUGUGUCUUUUUUUUUCUCUCCUUUCCAUCGAUAUCGCACUGGACAUUUGCCAUGCCUAAUGGUUGAUAUGUGUAUGCGUGUGCGUUGUGAUGGUGAAAAGUGAUUGAAAAGUGCCUCUUUCUUCUCUUUUCUUUUCGGCCGAUACCUCUGGAAGGUGAUAUUGCAGCGAAAUUUACCAUCUUGAUGAGCUUUUACGACACGACCACGUAGUGGCUGCCAGUGAGUGGACUCGCGAUGGAAUUCCAUCUCUUUUGCACCACAUUCGGUGGCACUGUGUGAAAAUCGCCUCUGAUAAACCCACUUUGAGUUGGGGACAAAUUGCUAUUGUCCGGAAGAUGUGCAUGCCAUCCUGUGGCCCAUCGGAAUUGACUCUAUAAAAUGCUAAGUGUUUGUGCAGCCCGACUCACUCUCCUUCAGUUUUGCCCAUGCCAAUAUAUAGUAUAAUAACUUUCCUUCACAUUUCAUCGUCCAGCCUGAAAUUGUGUGCGCUUUAUUAACAAUAUUGAUCGAAAAGUACUGUUUCUUCAUCUGCAGUGAUUUUUUUGUCUUUCUCUCCAAUGUGUAAAAGAGAGAUCCAAGACCGACAAAACGUACUCAACAAAUUAGGAGUGACCUCUAACAUUUUUAUAUAAAGAACCGUACAAGUGGAAAAAGAAGAAAUAAUCAACGAAACACACAGUCAAGAGUGAUAUUUGGGAGACUCGAACGGUUUGUCUUGUGUAUUUUUCUAACUAAUUAGUAAAAUAAAACUUGUGACUAGCAUAUGAUCACUUCAGCGCAUGUACUUCGUGACGGAGUCAAUUACAAAAUAUUCGAUAAACAACACACACUGUUUUUUUCUGCUUGUGCUCCAUCUUUGGGGCCACAGUGAGAAAAGUGCCAUUGGGAGAUUUGUUGAAAACGAAUUUUUAUCAAUUUUUUUACACCGCACUAGACCGUGCAGAGAAAUCCAGUCGAAUUGCAUGAAACGGAAAACACUACGGACGAGUUUUGAUAGUUCAACGUGAAAAACUAUGUGAAACACUGACAGAGAGAGAGAAAAAAAGUGCUUCUAUUUUGCGCAUUUAUCCAGAGACAGCAGCUUGUGUGCGAAAACCAGAGGCGCACAGACUCGAUAACAUGAAAAUCCGCCUCUAAAGUGACUCCAACUCUGGACCUGUAAUGACUAGGUGUAGGCUCCUGAAGCUAAGGAUAUAUCCGACCAUCACACUCACUUCGCAUCCAGCCGUCAUCUCAACCCGGAUCAGUUCUGCUAUUUGGGAGUAAAUCUCUCAGGGGUGCCCUACCCCCCAUCCUGCUACCAUCGCACCAAAAAGAGUUGCGAGCGACCAUGCGCGCGUGGCUUCUCGUCAUCGCAGUGCUGGCGACUUCUCAACCGUUUGCCCAAGUUGCUAGCACGGAGCCACAGAGCAACCCUGAAGUGUCACUCCUGUCAUCCCUAACUACCUCCACAGAGAAAGUGUUACAUAGGCAUAGUGAGAGGAAGAGUCACAGUCAGGACACGCGAGAGGAGGCGAACAAGGAGCAGAAGGAGAAGCCAGAGAAGCCCGAUCCGGCCAUACUGGCCGGCCUGGAGGGGAACUUCCUCUCCCUAUUCGGUCUCAAUAAGAGGCCAAUUGUGGACAGAUCUAAAAUAGUGAUCCCGGAAGCCAUGAAGAAACUCUACGCCGAGAUCACUGGCCAUGAUGUGGACUCCGUGAAUAUACCAAAGCCUGGAUUGCACUCCAAAUCAGCGAACACUGUUCGAAGUUUUACACACGAAGAUAGUAAAAUUGAUAAUAGAUUCCUGCAUCAUCACCGAUUUCGGCUCUAUUUCAACGUGUCCACAAUACCACAGCGUGAGGAAUUGAAGGCGGCGGAACUGACACUCAGUCGGAGUUCAGUUGUCGAGGGGGAGACGAAUGUGAGGCACCAGGUCCUUGUGUUCGACAUCCUGAGGCCUGGGAUCAAGGGCAAGCGCGAUCCCAUCUUCCUCCUCAUAGACUCGAAGACAGUGCUGAUCAACGGCACUGGCACCGUCAGCCUGGACGUGCUGCCGGCCGUUCAGAGGUGGUUGCGUCAACCAAAGCAUAACCAUGGACUACUCGUCCAUGUGGACUCGGCCGGCCGGAGUCAGGCCGAAGGUCCGGUUCACAGGCACAUCCGCCUAAAGCGGAGCGUCAGCGACGACCUGAAGGACUGGGAGCAGCAGCAGCCCAUGCUGUUCGCCUACACAGACGACGGCCGGAACAAGCCGCGGUCGAUCCGGGAUGUGAACCGAUCGCGCCGGGCGAGCCUGCGACGGGGCCAUCGCAGGAAAAACGUGCACGAGAUCUGCCAGCGGCGAGCCCUGUACGUGGACUUCGGCGACGUGGGCUGGAAUGAUUGGAUCGUGGCGCCGCCCGGGUACGACGCGUACUACUGUCACGGGGAGUGCACGUUCCCGAUUCCCGACCAUCUCAACUCCACAAAUCACGCUGUCGUUCAGACGUUAGUCAACUCACUGAACCCCAGCCUCGCGCCCAAAGCAUGCUGCAUCCCCACGCAGCUCGCCUCCAUCUCCAUGCUCUACCUGGACGACCACAACAAGGUGGUGCUGAAGAACUACCAGGACAUGACGGUGGUGGGCUGCGGAUGCCGAUGAGUUUAACUUCUAAGCGAAGCCGUUUUGCUUGACUGACGCACACCCAGAUAGACGUUCCUCAUCUUUAUCUUUUUCUUUUACAAAGAACUCUCGCAACCUCUGUGAAAAUUUCGCAGCAUUUCUUACACGCAUUGAGUAGAGUCAAGUGCACCGUGCACGGUGUAUGCCUUCCUACUCACUUCUACAUUAUGUUAUCAUAAAAUGCAAUUCAACUCUACUAAGCGAUAAGUGUCAUAGUCAAUAGUUGUGUGAGCAUGCUUUCCAUUCGCCCUCCAUCGAGAUCUUCAAUGCAAAUACAAGUUCGAAGGGAUGAUGUUGACACAGAGCGUGUAAAAUUUGUGUAAUAUAUUUGUUAUACUAUUGUGUAGUACCUGGAUAAGGAUUUCUCGACAUGAAGAAUGCAGAAACAAUAUUUAUUUCAGCAAAUAAUAAGAUGAAGUAGUUGAAUUAAAUAUGCCAUAGGUGUUAAAUUUCAGAGAAAUUUUAGUUCUUAGAUUGAUAUAUUCGAUAGGAUAUCUAACAAGUAUUUCUAGCAAAGUAAAUACUACUUGCAAACAUCCAUGUCACAAUGGGGUUUCAUAUAAUUUAAUGAAAUGAAUUCUUAGCUUAAUCUGAUGGCACUGUAUAAUUUUGUAUAUACAUAAAACAACAAGCUUCUUAAUGGACAAGCCAACAAGUAUAAAUACGAUUUUAUAACAUGAUGUAUGUAUAAAAAUUUGAUGAAUAUUGAUGAAGAUUAAAAAACAAAAAAAACAAUA
This is a messenger RNA of Phlebotomus argentipes, 3653 nucleotides long. It is a transcript of the gene dpp, whose product is annotated as protein decapentaplegic. The coding region runs from base 1603 to 2895 and encodes 430 amino acids. Gene Ontology annotation, cellular component: extracellular region. The transcript is spliced from 3 exons. Gene Ontology annotation, biological process: BMP signaling pathway; SMAD protein signal transduction. Gene Ontology annotation, molecular function: cytokine activity; growth factor activity. The record is from RefSeq and is a predicted model, not a curated record. NCBI's taxonomy places the organism in Eukaryota, Metazoa, Arthropoda, Insecta, Diptera, Psychodidae.